AUGCCUAACGGCCGCCCUCCCAACCUCAUGGCACCCGCCUCCCUUGAUGCUGCCUCCCCAGUGCCCAUGCACGCUCAUGCCUCUCCCGGCCUCCUAUCUAGCGAUGCUGCAACCCGCCUGCACCAAACUGUGGAAGCCGACACCGAUGCGCCCACGCACCCGCUGCGUCAGAAGACCUCCUCACUCCGUCUUGCGACUGCCGCUGCGCGGGGAAUGGUCAAAGGACUGUUCAACAUCGGCGGAAAGCUGUCUGCCGCAGGCUCAAGUGAACAUGCAUCGCCCCCAAAGUCGCCGUCAACGACAAGUUUGGUUAGUGCCAAUCUCAGUGUAGCUGAGUCCGAGGAGGACGAAGAGUACAUCUACAACAUCAAUGCCGCAACAGGCCCACAGUUACUACCACCGUUGCAGGGUGGCCGCGGCCGCAGAUUUAGGCCGGUGUUGAAGAGAAAGGUUUUGCCAGUGCAGUAUACAGAUUUCCCGCCGUUUGACCCCCCUGAAGGGAGUGAGAGAAUGGUUGCGCCGGCGGACACGGGGACUCCAUCGUCGAGUCGCAGCAGUAGUCGAGAGACUAUCCUGAAUGUGGGGCCGUUAGAAAGAAAGGGGAGUUGGCGGGGGAAGUACAACUAUCGCAGGGUCAGGCAGAUGAGGAGCGAUACAUCCGAUUCGGGGAGGGACAAUAGAAAUACUCCUGUAAAAGUAGAACCAAAACUGGACAAGCAGGAGCAAGAACCACCAACAUCCCCCGCGCCACAAGAGCUCCCCCAGAAAAUCCCCGCAAGAACCCUCACCACCACAGAGAUUGCCAGCCCCAAUCCCUCCCCAGGCCGCAGAAGGAAUGCUUCCAGUCACGUCUCAUCAACCUCCCACGUAAUGACAAAUUCGCGCCAACGGCUCUCCUCCCCCUCUAGCAUACUCAUGCACGCACCUCCACCCUCACUCUGCGCCUCGAUCUCUUCCCUCCAAACUGUCAUCUACGAGUACGCCCCUUUAAUGGAUAACUCGUCAUCCACAUCCAUAAGCAGCAAUGGGCGCAUCACCUCCCUCUCCCCGGUCACCUAUAAGCUCUCCGACACUGAUGGCUACGUUAGCUUCCCGCCCUUUGUCUCAAGAAACUAUUUUUCCCGCGGCACCUCGCGGCUUGGAAGACUGUUGGGUGGAAACCGCAAUGCGAGCACGUCGAGUUUGCCUGAGACUUUAGAGGAUAAUCAGAGUAGCUUUAGGAAGACACUCAGGUACUUGGAGCCAUUGAGGAGGCGCUCUGGGAGUAUUUCGACGUUUGGAACCAACUUUGAUAACGCGUCGAUUGCGGAGUCUAUUGAUAGGGUGUCCGUCAUUGAGUCGAAUGGGACAUCGGCGUCGGGACGGUAA
Messenger RNA from Morchella sextelata, 1368 nucleotides. RefSeq lists its product as uncharacterized. The coding region runs from base 1 to 1368 and encodes 455 amino acids. The transcript is spliced from 3 exons. The record is from RefSeq and is a predicted model, not a curated record. NCBI's taxonomy places the organism in Eukaryota, Fungi, Ascomycota, Pezizomycetes, Pezizales, Morchellaceae.